Striga asiatica is the source of this 1846-nucleotide messenger RNA. Lineage: Eukaryota; Viridiplantae; Streptophyta; Magnoliopsida; Lamiales; Orobanchaceae. The record is from the annotation of a GenBank genome assembly.
CCUGGACCCCGAAACUUUUCCCAAAUUCCUUGAUUCCCCCAACCCCUUAACCCAAAAAAGACCCAUAUACAUAUAGAUACAUCUCCGAGUCUGUACGACAGGGAUCGAUCGAUCUUUGCUCAUUUCUAAAACCCCGCUGCGAUUUCAUCUUCAUAGCGAUGCUGUUUACAGAGAAGAAUUAAUUAUGUAGAUACGGCGAUUUCGCAGUCAUUAUUAUUCCUAGUGUGAUUGCGGUUUAUUUGCAUACAGUCUCCCAAGUAAGCUGAAGGGUCUUCAGGAAACAGAGGACCCUGACACUUGGUUCAAUUAAGAAUCCCAGCUGUAGUCGGCAAUAGCUUCUUAGAAGUUUUCUUGGUUAGUUUCCAUACAAUGCCAGCUGUUCAGAAGCUUUACAACGCUUGUAAAGCAUCACUUACACCUAAUGGACCCAUCUCAGAAGAAGGUCUAGAAAAAGUUCGCAAUUUAUUAGGUAGAAUCAACUUAUAUUUCCUGUUGUGGAUAUCUGUUCCAGUUCAGAGAGAAGGAAAAAGAACUUGUUUUGAAACUGGUGUAAGUUGCUCGCUUGUUCUAUUUACACUCCUCCUUUUUCCAUCAGAAAAAAUCAAGCCUGCUGAUGUUGGUCUUGAGCAAGAGGCACAACUAGUAAAGAAUUGGAAAGGUUCCCUCAGUGAAAGCAAUGGCAGUCAUCGUUCGUUUCCCACAAUCAAAUACCUGCAUGUGCAUGAGUGCGAUGGCUUCUCUAUGGGAAUAUUCUGUAUGCCACCUUCCUCUAUCAUUCCUCUUCAUAAUCAUCCUGGGAUGACGGUGCUGAGUAAGCUUUUGUAUGGUUCAUUGCAUGUAAAAUCCUAUGAUUGGAUCAAUGCACCUGGGACUUCCGAUCCAUCUAAAGGAGCCAGGCCUACAAAAGUUGUGCGGGACUGUGAAAUGAAAGCCCCAUGUGACACAACGAUUCUAUACCCAACAAGUGGAGGAAACAUUCACUGUUUCAAAGCUAUAACUCCGUGUGCCAUCUUCGACAUCCUUUCUCCGCCUUAUUCUUCUGAGGAUGGACGGCAUUGCACCUAUUUUAGAAGAUCCCCAGCAGAGCUACCUGGAACUAUUGAAGUGGACGGAGUAACAAUAUCCGAAAUUACUUGGUUAGAAGAGUUUCAGCCUCCGGAUGACUUUGUGAUAAGGAGGGGACAAUACAAGGGACGUGUCCUUAAAACAUAAAGAUGAUUUUUGGUAUUAUAAUGUUUACAUCUCAUUUGGCACUGUAGACUGUUGGAAGUUAUUUGCUGCUAUUUUAAAGCAUGUCUCAAGUGUUGCAGAAUUAGACAUUUGAGCUGUACAUAAUUUGAGGUAUAAUAAUAUGUUAUUUCAUUGGCCAGACCACCUUCUCUAUUAGCUGGAAAUUGGUAUGCCUGAGAUGAGUUAAAUCCUUUGUCUAAUGUUACUUCUUGGUUUUACUGACUUGUUUUUGUUGAACUGUUGCCACAUCAUAUAAAAGAUCACAGUUGAUUGGUGCAGGAUGACUACCCACCUACCGAAACUACAGCCUUACCAUCGAUUUUCGGGGCGGGCCAUUAUCCGACUCUGAGCCCUAGUUUGGUGCAAAGACUUAAAAUGUAUUGCAAUUCAGUUUGAUUUGAUGGCUUUUAGAUUGUUUGUGCAUGUGGUUUGGUUUACUUUGUGUUUUCCAUUGUUCUUGUUCCCCCAUCCCCUUUUCCCUGUUAAAUAAAGUACACCUUAGUUUGGGUGUAACUUAUUCGUUAGAACCUUUUGCACGAGUAAAUAAUGUUAAAAAUUGUUUUUAUAAAAAAAAUGUUGGGUAACCUGUUUACACAAAAAUUCUAUGUAAUUAUCA